AUGGAGGUGAAGGAAAAUGGAGAAGUGGCGGAAGGGGAUAGUGGAAAACUUCCAGAAUCACCAAAUGAUAAAUUUGAAAUUAUCAGGGAAGAUUUUUACACAUUUAAAGACCCAGAGGACUAUUUAAAGCUAAUAAAAAGUUAUAAAUUAUCUGAUGGAAGUUAUCAAAUAGUUACCUUAUCAAAUUCAAAUCGCUAUGUUAGAUAUAACCUAACAGAAGAAGAUCUGACGAUUGAAUCAGUUCUCCAAGAGACUUAUGGAACCUACGAGUUUGAUCUUAUUAGCCCAGAUUGUAUCCUUAUCAGUGCUAAGGAUAAGCCUCCUUAUAUUAAAAAUUGGAAUGACGGAACUUUCAGUAGUUUCAGAUGCAGAAAUCAUCUUGAAGAAUAUAUUUCCCCAGUCAGUGUCAAAUAUUCCAAUAAUAAAGCAUAUUUUGGGUUUAAAAAUCAAGCUCAAGUGUUUGACAUCACAAGGAUGGACAAAGAGAAGAUUAUCCCACUGAAAAAGAAGAUGGUCUUAGCUAUUGGAGUUCAUGAAGAUAAGGACCUCUUAGCUCUUGGAUAUCAACUUCAUGAUCUUAGGACUCAUAAAUCCUUUGGAGCUAUUCCUUGUACAACAGGCAGUGGAUGUACUCAAGUUGAGUUUGAUGACUGUUAUGCUCUUACUGCUGCAAGAAAUGAUAAUUGGGUUUAUCUAUGGGAUCUCCGGAAUGAUUCCCAACCUGUUGAAAAUUACUACAGGGAUGCCCAAACCUGCCAAAGAAUGUACUUCUCAUUCGAUCAAUCAACUAAAAGGCUUCUCGUUGGCUCUAAAAAUGGUUCUGUAACGCUUUAUGAUAUUCAUGGAAGGAAAGUAGACUCUCAUUUCCCAAUAAUGUUUGAUUGAGUUUCAUGCUGAGACAUCAUAGAUAACCAAUAUCUUCAGGUAUCCUCUACUAAAGAUGAAAAUCCUGUCUCAAAAUACCUCUGAAUAGCUGGAUCUGGUCAAAGGCAUUACAAAAGUUUUGAAGCAUCUGAAAGCGACAGUGAAAUUGAGGAAGAAAACCCAGCUUCUGAGUAUAGAAAUGCUAUAAGGAUUUUCUCUUUUUAGGUGACCAUGCUUUCAUGUAAACUCGCUCUAAAAUCAUUGAACUGCACACAAUAUUU
Moneuplotes crassus is the source of this 1145-nucleotide messenger RNA. NCBI's taxonomy places the organism in Eukaryota, Ciliophora, Spirotrichea, Euplotida, Euplotidae. The record is from the annotation of a GenBank genome assembly.